Aphanomyces astaci is the source of this 606-nucleotide messenger RNA. RefSeq lists its product as hypothetical. NCBI's taxonomy places the organism in Eukaryota, Oomycota, Saprolegniomycetes, Saprolegniales, Verrucalvaceae. Bases 146 to 598 code for a protein of 150 amino acids. The transcript has a single exon. The record is from RefSeq and is a predicted model, not a curated record.
UGACGAUGAAGCCGUUAUUGCAUUAUUAUAGAAGGUGUCGGUGACGUCGAGAAGAGUCAUCCCGCAGCACGCCCAACUUGAUGCAAAUUUGGAAAGCACCGACGGUCAGACUUCAGACGAGGGGCCCUGCAUACUCGUCGAAAGCAUGCGGCGCCAAGUUGACCAUAUCAAAGCUUUGCGGAAACAAAUGGAAUCAACAUACGAAGUCCUUGAAGCUGGCGUGCGAUCCAAGUCGUCGAAGCUGACGGACUUCAUAUCGCAAGUCGGAAUGAACCAAGUCGAACGCGGUCAAGCCCUUGGCGAUUUGGAGUACCAACUAAAGUGUUUGGCCCACGACCUCCAUAUGACGGAGCAGACAAAGAUGCCUCAACUGCAUGCACAAUUGCACAAGCAAGUCUCUGACAUGGAUGGGUCGAUUGCGUCGGCAAAAUUAACGGCGCUCACGCAACUUCAAGCGGCAAAGCACGAAAUGGACGAGAAGAUCCAAUCCGACGUGUGGGCAUCACGGACCUCCAUGGUCACAGCGGUUGCGAUAGCCUGCCCGUGGAUCCUCUUUUGUGGAAUCUCCAUGUCGUCGCUGGGGUAUUUUAGCACCUAACAGUUAAU